Molecule: messenger RNA, 3350 nt
Organism: Wasmannia auropunctata (little fire ant)
Lineage: Eukaryota; Metazoa; Arthropoda; Insecta; Hymenoptera; Formicidae
Product: zinc finger MYND domain-containing protein 11
Exons: 7
Coding region: 577-2433 (618 amino acids)
Biological process (GO): regulation of transcription elongation by RNA polymerase II
Molecular function (GO): protein binding; transcription corepressor activity
Source: RefSeq, a predicted model, not a curated record
AUUUUAAGCGAAUUAGAUUUGUUUUGAAUUUUCGAGCUUAUCGAUGAUCGAGAAUCUCUGUUAAUAAAUUAAGGAGAUCGGCGUGACCUGAGGUAACUCGAAAUCAGGGACCCGCGCGCGCGCGCGCGCUUGUCGCCGUUUUUACCGUGCGAUACGGGUAUAAAACAACUUGUCGAUAUGCAAUUAUGUAAGUUGCGCGCGCAUUGUUAAGCGCGCCUGGCGAGGAGAGGUUAAGUGCGGGCGCUCGUGACGUACGCACAGUGUACUGCACAGUGGUGGUGGGCCACCACGGUAUACCUGGGACUCCGAUGUUAAUUGCUGCCCUGCAUCACCCGUUACUGGCCGCUACCGCGAGCGGCGACGACGACGACGGCGGCGACGGCGAGGGUCGGCGGUGGAGAACGUUCGCGUGAUCGAUGGUACCCGCCUCCUCCUGCGUGACGGCGCCGCGGGAGCCAAUUUAGAGAGCCCUGCGAAAGGAUAUAACUCCUUCGCCGACGACACGUCCACGGCCGCCGCAUAGCGACGGCGAAACUUCGCUCGCGAUAAAGUGAUAAGUGCACACUCGCUAUCGACAUGUCGACACGCCGGAGAAGCGAUCCGUCGAUGAUCCAGCGGAUUUGGGACACGAUCAAAAUCACGGUACAUCAAAGGAGCUUACCUAGUAAUGACCGUAUGGUACGGCACAUGGCUCGAGUUUACGGCUUUACAGAGCAGGAGGGUCAGGAGGAGCUCAACAAGUCGGUCGAGGACGGGCUCGUCCUGCUGAAGAAGGUGCCCACGAAGAGCGGCGUCGAGCAGGAGAGCUACAGACUGCCGUCGACAGACGCGCAGAACGACAGCCACGAUUGGUAUUGUUGCAAGUGCCAGCUGGCAGGCUCGGUCGAGUGCUGCGAGCAGUGCUGGAGGGUUUUUCACGCGGAAUGCCACGUGCCCAGCAACGCGAAGCUGAAGAUUUGUAACUUCUGCGAGAAGAUAAACAGCGACGUGUAUCCCAGCAAGGAUGACCUCAACCACAUUCUUAGUUUCACGUGCGGCCAUCUGAAAGCGAAAUUACCACCGGAAAUUACAAAUCGUACCAUCGUCUUCAACAACGAUCCGGUCGUUACGCCACCCAACGGCCUCUCCGGACCGACCUGGGUGAGCGAGGGUGAGGAUGCAUGGCGGCCGGGGAUUCUCAUAAAGCGUCACAUGGAUUUGGCGAUAAUGGACGCGAAAACGAACAACAAUGAGUACAACAAUCUCGCCGAAUUUGAGGCUGAUGCGCACAAUAUUCUGCACAACAUCAUAAUAUAUCACGGAGUUAAUAGCGUGAUAGCGGAUAUGGGGCGCACGAUGUAUCAGGACUGUUGUUACGACCUUCAAGAAAUACGUCGUUGCGCGGACUGUUAUCGUAUAUCGAACGAAAAGUCUGAGAAGAUGUGGUUCUGCAUACCGUGCAAUCCGCCUCAUCAAUUAGUCUACGCGAAGCAAAAGGGAUAUCCGUAUUGGCCGGCGAAGGUCAUGCAAGUUAACGGCAAUGUAUACGACGUGCGCUUUUUCGGAGGUCAUCACAUGAGGGCUAAUAUCGAGAAAGUUUUCAUUCGGCCGAUCUCUUCCACGUUACAAAGUUUGCAGAUAAAAAAAUCAACGGCGUGGAACAGGGCUUUCGAAGAGCUGAAGCAACAUCAGCACUUCUUGCACAAGUUGGGAAAGAAUAAGGAAGAUAACGCGAAUGCGACGGAGGAUUGUACGCCUGCGAAAAUGCGAAAGUUGGAAUCGUCGAGUUCGUCGAGGAGUACGUCGUCGCACGGUUCCAAUUUGCCAAAGCAACUGAAAGAUUUGAGAGUGAGAGUCGAACGCUUGAGUUCGGAGGGCAAUACCGAGACGCAAAACGCAAACGACGAGACGGAUAAUAAAGAGGACGCUACGGAGGCUACUAACGCCGAGAACGAGGAGAGGCAGGUGCCUCGUUUACCAGUGGCGGAAGACGAGCCCGCGGGAGAAAGCAUAACGAGCACGUGUCCGCAAGGCCUGAAGAAGGAAGGCUCCCAGGAAGACAUGGUUACAUCCAGUUGUCAGGAACCGAGAUCGAAGUGCGUUCUCGUGCAAACAGAACAAAUUCAAACGGAUGGGCUUCCCGCCAAGAUCAAAAGGGAACGCCGAACUUCGGAACAACCUACGACAACGGCGCUGGAAAAAUUGCGCCGUGAACUGGAGCUCGAGAAGUGCCGAGAAAUGGAAAGACUGCAAGCGGAGCAUGCCAAAGAAUUGCGGCAAUUAACCGACAGACAUCAACAGAUCGUCUCUGACAUAAAAAAGAAACAAUGGUGUUAUAAUUGCGAAGCUGAAGCGAUAUAUCAUUGUUGUUGGAAUACCGCAUAUUGCAGCACGGACUGCCAACAGAUUCACUGGCAACGUGAACAUAAAAGAGUAUGCAGGCGUAAGCGUUAAUCAUGAGUACAAUGAUACAUAAGAAAGCGUUCAGAUUAAAAAAAAUAUAAAAAUAUAUAAUAUAUAAUACAUGAAGGUGCAAGCAUCUUCCAGUCUAUGAAAGAAUUUACCUCUUUCUACUUGUCUGUCUCUCUGGACGCUUUUUUCCACCCCUAUUAUUGUAUAUAUGUAUGAAUGUAUGUGUGCGUUAUGUGUAUGUAUAUGCAUGUAUACAAAAGUAUCCCAGCGAAAUACUGCGAUAAGAAAUGAAAUUGAACAGGAUGCUGUCUAAUUUUAUUAUUUUUCGAAACCGACAAUUGUUAGAAGCAAAAACUUGAAAAUUUUAAAAAAUUUGUGUAAUGUCUCUCCGAGAUAAGUAAAAAUAAAUUAUUCGACGUAAUCGAGGAGUCUGAAGAAAAUAAAAGUGUUUCGAACAGGCUGUAUGUAUGCAUAUAUGUACACAUAUCAAGAGAAAUAGCAAUAGAAGCACAUUAAUAUAUUCUUGACACCAAUUCGAUAUGCCUUCGUAAACUUCCUUUCUAGGAAGGAUUGUUACAUGUACACCGCAGGUCUUGAUCCGAAAAGACUAUUUUCACUUGUAUCAAGCAACAUAACAAGAUAGUUUUAAAUAAUCAUAGUUUUAUACUUAUUGAUAUUUAUACAUUUACGCAAUAGAGAACUACUGAAACGAAAGGAUUGUGAGACCGUAUGCGAGAAAACAAUUCGUAAAAGGUAUAGAUUUGUUAAUUUUUUUUUUGAUCUAUUAUUUUUCUAGAUAAGUUUCUUUUUGUUCCAUAUACGAUAUAUUAAUAACAGAUUUUAUACGAAUGCAAUCUCGCGAUCUUUAGCGAAAUUGUUCGCGGCACUUCGAUAUACAUAUUUUUCCGGAACAGCAUGAUCAUGUUAUCAAGUUCUUAUUGAAAUAUGAGUUCCCAAAA